AUGGUGUUUGUUUUACUAUUGAUGAUAGCCGGUGUAACGGCCCGACGUAUCCCAGACGAUGUUAAAGAACAUUCUGUUGUCUAUCACACAAAUACUGGUUACCAAGGUGAACUACAUAGCCACAAUAUCGUUAAAAGAGAUCAACAUGCCCAGGAUGUAGCGAGAAAUGCUGCAAACGAUCGCAUCAACAAAAUAAACGAUGAAAACGAUCAUAGAUUGAGAACUAACGCGUAUACAUCGGAAGUUGAAACAACGGAGCGUAUCCAUCAAGGUAAUAUAUACACCAAUGUCAAAAACAUCGACCAAAGAAAUCACGGUCACGACAAGAUAGAUCUGGAAAAUAGAAUAUCAAGCAGACCGAAUCCAAAUAUUAAAUCCAUUCAAAACAAGCAGAAACCAAAAGCACAUGUGAAUCAGAAACCGGAGGAUAGAAAUGCCAAAACAAAUCAAAAUGCACCGACAAAUGGGACGGCGGUUCGCGCUGAUGAUGGACCUAUCUGGGUUUGGGAACCACAAGAAAAGGCUACAAGCGCGGAACCAGGUUCCUUGGAUGACAGAUCAUCAUUCAGUGGUGACCCGUGUCCAACAGGGAAGGUGAAAAUACAUGGAGUUUGCUACGACAAAGAUGAAAUUACACAUUGA
Danaus chrysippus (African queen) is the source of this 642-nucleotide messenger RNA. NCBI's taxonomy places the organism in Eukaryota, Metazoa, Arthropoda, Insecta, Lepidoptera, Nymphalidae. The record is from the annotation of a GenBank genome assembly.